Molecule: messenger RNA, 2381 nt
Organism: Gastrolobium bilobum
Lineage: Eukaryota; Viridiplantae; Streptophyta; Magnoliopsida; Fabales; Fabaceae
Exons: 10
Coding region: 46-2217 (723 amino acids)
Biological process (GO): regulation of photosynthesis, light reaction
Source: RefSeq, a predicted model, not a curated record
ACAAUUCCUUCUCCACACAAACUAACUCAUUCACUCACUGUGCUCAUGAUCACCACAUGCAGAACUUCUUCAAGCACCAACCUUGUAGCUCACCCUUCUCUUUCUCUAAGCUUUUUAUCCAAACCAGCAUUUCUAUCUCUGAGUCUCUUCUUCCCCUGCCACUUUGCUCACAAGGGCAUUGCACUUUCCUCAACCCAAUGCAAACCCAGAAGCCAUUUGGAAAAAGAAAGGAAUGUUAAUAAUGGGGUAGCAGAGGAGGGUGACAGAGAGGUGCACUGUGAGGUCCAAGUAGUUUCAUGGAGGGAAAGAAGAGUUAAGGCCAAUAUUUCUAUCAAUGCUGACAUUGAUUCCGUUUGGAAUGCUCUCACUGAUUAUGAGCAUCUCGCUGAUUUCAUACCAAACCUUGUGUGGAGUGGGAGAAUUCCUUGUCCAUAUCCUGGACGGAUAUGGUUAGAACAAAGAGGAUUUCAAAGGGCAAUGUAUUGGCACAUAGAAGCUCGUGUUGUGUUGGAUCUUCAAGAAUUCCUCAAUUCUGCAUGGGAUCGAGAACUUCACUUUUCCAUGGUUGAUGGAGACUUUAAGAAGUUUGAGGGCAAAUGGUCUGUAAAAUCUGGAACAAGGUCGUCAUCAACUAAUUUAUCUUAUGAAGUUAACGUGAUACCGAGAUUCAAUUUCCCAGCUAUUUUCUUGGAAAGGAUUAUCAGCUCAGAUCUUCCUAUAAACCUCAGAGCCUUGGCAUAUAGGGUUGAAAGGAAUAUUUUGGGAAAUCAGAAACUUUCCCUGCCAGAAAACCACUUGCAUGAAACUUCUACUGCUAUUAACGGGUCAUCUGUCGAAAAGAUCAAUGGUGCUUUGUGUGAAAGUGACAAAUUGUCACCUGGAGAGAACAAAGAAGGAUUGGCCAGCUCAAUUUCCGGUUCCAUGCCCAUCUCUUCAAAUGAAGUGAACAGCAAUUGGGGUGUAUUUGGAAAAGUUUGCAGACUUGACAAGCCUUGUGUGGUGGAUGAAGUUCAUCUCCGCAGAUUUGAUGGACUUUUGGAAAAUGGAGGUGUUCAUCGCUGUGUUGUUGCAAGCAUGACAGUUAAAGCUCCAGUUCGUGAUGUAUGGAAUGUUCUGUCUUCCUAUGAGACUCUUCCUGAGAUAGUUCCAAAUUUAGCCAUCAGUAAGAUUUUAUCACGAGAUAACAAUAAAGUCCGCAUUCUUCAGGAAGGUUGUAAAGGACUACUUUAUAUGGUGCUUCAUGCUCGUGUUGUGUUAGACUUGUGUGAAUAUCUAGAACAAGAAAUCAGUUUUGAACAGGUUGAAGGGGACUUCGACUCGUUCCAGGGAAAAUGGAUUUUUGAGCAACUAGGAAAUCAUCAUACACUGCUUAAGUACACUGUGGAGUCAAAAAUGCGCAAAGAUACUUUCCUUUCUGAAGCUAUCAUGGAAGAGGUCAUUUAUGAAGAUCUCCCAUCAAACUUGUGUGCAAUAAGAGACUAUGUUGAGAACAAGAAAGCAUCACAUAUCUCGGAAGUUUGUGAGCAGAAUACAAAUUCAGGGCAACAAAUUGUUUCAUCUGGCUUUGAAGAUGAUGACAGCUAUAGUUCAGUUGAUGACUUCUCUGAUUGCAAUGCUCAAAGCUCAUCUCAACAAAGGCCUAGAGUUGCAGGCUUACAGAGGGAUAUUGAAGUCCUAAAAUCUGAACUCCUGAGAUUCAUUGGGGAGCAUGGACAGGAAGGAUUUAUGCCAAUGAGGAAGCAACUUCGUUUGCAUGGAAGAGUGGACAUUGAGAAGGCUAUAACUCGCAUGGGUGGAUUCAGAAAGAUUGCAACAAUGAUGAACCUCUCUCUUGCUUACAAGCACCGCAAACCAAAGGGUUACUGGGACAAUCUUGAAAAUUUGCAGGACGAGAUAAGUAGAUUUCAAAGGAACUGGGGAAUGGACCCUUCAUUUAUGCCCAGUAGGAAGUCAUUUGAGCGUGCAGGGCGCUUUGAUAUUGCGCGUGCACUGGAAAAGUGGGGUGGACUUCAUGAGGUUUCUCGCCUUCUGUCCCUCAAAGUGAGGAGACAACCAAGCAGACAGGGAAAGCUUGCCAACAAGGAUAAGAAAAUUGUUCAUAUAAUGUCACCUAAUGUAGAUAAUGAGAUCAAGACACCAUCCAGAGACUAUAUUUCUCAAGAUACACACAAGUGGCUCACAGAACUAAAACAAUUGGACGUAAAUUGGGUUGAGUAAAAUGAGAAUGGAUUUAUUUAUGUAUACAUUGGUUUAAGUAUAACCAAUGUGUUCAUUGUAACAUAUGAUAGGUUUCUGGUGAUGAUUUUUUUGUAUGGAUUGAUUGAUUGAUUGAUUCUCCACUGUAAUUGAACUUUGCCAUUCUAGUUUUAAGUUGAAAAUUU